This is a messenger RNA of Lathyrus sativus (Indian pea), 1146 nucleotides long. Lineage: Eukaryota; Viridiplantae; Streptophyta; Magnoliopsida; Fabales; Fabaceae. The record is from the annotation of a GenBank genome assembly.
AUGGCGGAGGAGAACCUCGACGGCAAACCAAUUACACCGGUGACAAUUUGCAUGAUCGGCGGCGGAGGAUUCAUCGGAUCACACCUCUGCGAAAAGCUAAUGUCCGAAACUUCUCACAUAGCUAUAGUAGUUGAUGUCUCCUCUGAGAAAAUCAAUCACCUCCUUGAUAAGUCUCUUCCUUGGGCCAAUCGGAUCGAGUUUCAUCACAUGAACAUCAAGAACGAUUCGCGCCUUGAAACUCUCGUCAAAGCUUCCGAUCUCACUAUCAAUCUUGCUGCGAUUUGCACGCCGGCGGAUUAUAACACCCGGCCUUUGGACACUAUUUUCAGUAAUUUCAUUGAUGCGAUUCCAGUGAUUAAAUUUUGCACCGAAAACAACAAGCGUUUGAUUCAUUUUUCUACUUGUGAGGUCUUUGGGAAGACUAUAGGUAGCUUUCUGCCUGAGGAAUAUAGGAAGGACCCCAAAUAUUACAUGCUCAAAGAAGAUGUUAGUCCUUGUAUUUUUGGUCCAGUUCAUAAACAAAGAUGGUCUUAUGCAUGUGCAAAGCAAAUGACAGACAGGCUAAUUUAUGCUGAGCAUGCUGAGAAUGGCCUGAAGUUCACUAUUGUGAGACCUUAUAACUGGAUUGGACCAAGAAUGGACUUCAUUCCUGGUGUGGAUGGCCCGAGCGAUGGUGUCCCCAGAGUUUUGGCUUGUUUCAGUAAUAAUCUCCUUCGUGGCGAGCCGCUCAAGCUUGUUGACGGCGGAUGUUCCCAGAGAACCUUUCUCUAUGUCAAAGAUGCAAUUGAGGCUGUUUUGUUAAUGAUUGAUAACCCUAAUAGAGCAAAUGGACACAUCUUUAAUGUUGGAAACCCAGAUAAUGAAGUAUCUGUGAAGCAACUAGCUGAGCUUAUGAUAAAGGUAUAUGCAAAGGUGGCUGGUGUACCUGACUCUAGUCUAUCAACUCUGGAUGUGACUUCAGAGGAUUUCUAUGGAAAAGGCUAUGAUGACAGUGAUAAGCGCAUCCCUGACAUGACAAUUAUCACUAAGCAGCUUGGUUGGAAGCCAAGGACAUCACUUGAUGAACUGUUGGAUUCUACCCUUCAAUAUCAACAUCAGACAUAUUCUCAUGCUAUCAAGAAAGAACUCUCGAAGCCUUCAACUUGA